AGCUACAAGAACCUUAGAAGGGUUAUCAUGAGUUCAAAGCACAAGAAAAUAAUACAAGCUAAAGCGUUUUCAGUUUUCUCUUAUCGUAAUUGAAUCUACUUCGAGGUAUUAAGGAUUGAGAGGAAAACAUUUCAGAUAAAAAGCUAUAUGGGCCUUUGGAAUCUUGCCAAGAUUGAUUCUAUGUUAUUCAAGCACCAACAUCAUUCUACUGAAAUGUUAUUGGAGGUUUUCUGCAUGAAUAUUUGAAAAGUGUUGAGCAGAUCGAUAUUGGAAAACCAGGUGUGUCGGCUAAAGGCAAUGUGAAAUUUUUCCAUAGAGCUCUCACACGCAUAGCGUGACUUAAAAAAAAUGCUCUCUCAUUUCGUGUCAGUCAAUUAAGAUUUUUUACCUACUUCACACGGAAAAUUUAGAGUACCAUUGGCUAAUGGUCGAAUAACAUUGCCGAGGCGUUGUACCGCAAAUAGACAAUAUUGGUAUAAUACUGCAAAUCCACUUUCCUGCCCACAUACUCUUUAUGUUCCUGCCUCGCCUUCACCAUAUUGUCAUACUGAAGCACUUGGUAAUAACGAACAACACUGACUGUUCCGUUUAGUUCGUGUUUCCUUUGCUAGCUGUCGUGUCGGUCUGUGUGACCUUUCCAGACGCUAUGAAUGUCACUGUGAAUUACCCAGCGUAUAAUGUCUCACAUGAAGAUUGUUCUCUUCCAGUUGCUCAUGGUAUCACUCUGAUAUCAGUCAAUUCUAUCUUGGGUGUUUUCGGAACAUUUGGUAACUUAAUGGUUUGCGUGGCAGUUGCCACAAAUCUUCGUAUUCGACGACCAUCAAACUUCCUUCUGGUUAGCUUGGCCAUCGCUGAUUUGAUCGUCACCAUGGUUUGUGAGCCUCUUGUUGUGGCCAUCCUCGCUAAGAUCACGUUCGUCAAGGACUGUGCACCCAACCUGGAAGUAGUGUACAAGAUAACAUCCAGAGUAUCCUGCUCUGCCUCAGUGGUGCACCUAGCAGCGAUCAGCGUGGAUCGUUUGUUGGCUGUGACGUAUCCUCUCAGUCAUGAGAUCAUGAUGCAGAACUACGGACUCAAGAUUAUGCUCAUAGCUUGUUGGACCUUCUCCUUGGCGGUCCCUGUUAUGAGCGCUGUAAUUCCAGAUUCCUUCCCAAAAGCUUUACUAGGAGCAGGGACCUUCGCCGCGAGUUACAUCAUCAUCAUAGUGUCCUACGCGUUGAUCAUGAUAUUUUUGAUAAGAUUAAAGAACAGGAGACGCCAGAAUAAGGGGCAGGCACUUUCGGUGCACGUCAGUUCUCGAGUUGAGGUACGUGUGGCCUGCACUCUGGCGAUAGUGAUCGCUGUUUUCACUAUUUGCUGGUUUCCACUAGUUAUCACUUUGUUCGUGGCUGGCAAGGCGCUUGUCCAACCCCAGGGAGUCGCUCACAUGUGGAUUAGGACUCUUGCUCUGUCAAACUCUGCCAUGAACUUUCUAAUCUACAGUUUAAGAAUCCGUGACUUCCAUGAGGCAUAUGGCGUUAUUUGUCGAAGAAUCUGCAGCUUUUUUCUCUGUAAGACUCAAGUAUCACUAAAUUUGUCUCAGUGAAUACCUUUAAUUCGUGGGCUGUUAGCCAAGAUCAGAUAACAUUUCAUAAAAUUGAGAUGCACCGUGCUAUUUCACUAGAGCGUAUCGUCAGAGCUUGAAAUAUGAACCAAAACUCUCUGGGUUUGUAAAAAGUGACUUCGUAAUAAAAAACCCGAAAAGUGGGCGUCUUAACACUGAACACCGAAAGCUUACCAAAUUAGGUUACUUCCACAAUUCAUUACAUGAACUGAGGGACUCAAAGGCUUAGAAAAGUAAGAAAUAGAUAAAUGAAUUUACCAACCGUCUGAUUCACCAGUGCCAAACAAAUUGUCAGACCUAGAUCCUAUCACUAUGAAUUUAAAUGAAGGCCAUUAUAUGGAAGGAGCUGGCCAUGGCUUGAUAAAACUAUUCUAUCGAGCUAUUAUAAAUCAAAUUGGUUCUGUCGCUUUCAUUAAAAUCAUAUUGAUUGGUAGGAUCUAUUUACUAGACCAAGAUUGCUGUUGAGAAACAGGAAAUGAUUCUCUUCCAGCAGGGUAAGGCCACGCAACAGAUGAUAUAAAAAUGUUUUAAAGUAUGCAUCAA
Messenger RNA from Stylophora pistillata, 2146 nucleotides. RefSeq names its product histamine H2 receptor. Gene Ontology annotation, cellular component: plasma membrane. Lineage: Eukaryota; Metazoa; Cnidaria; Anthozoa; Scleractinia; Pocilloporidae. Gene Ontology annotation, molecular function: G protein-coupled receptor activity. Gene Ontology annotation, biological process: G protein-coupled receptor signaling pathway. The record is from RefSeq and is a predicted model, not a curated record.